AUGGCCCAACUAUCUUUUCAGGCAUCGAAUGCUAUUAUUUACCUCACUUAUGGUGCCAUGUUGUUCUCUGGUAUUGCUGUUGCUUGGUAUCAGCUUACAAGAACUUCGAAGGGUAAAAACUUUCUCUCUUCAAACGGUACAAGUACAGGUAUCCCACUUGCGCUCAAUUUUAUUGCUUCAGCUAUGGGAUGUGGUAUUUUAACAAGUUAUACCGAAAUUGCCAAUAUUGCUGGUAUUCAAGGUUUAUUGGUCUACGUUUUGGCAGGUGGUGUUCCAAUAGCCAUGUUUGGGUUGUUUGGUCCUAUUAUUAGAAGAAGAUGCCCAGAUGGGUUUGUUCUAACUGAGUGGUGCCGUCAACGUUUUGGCCCAAUUAUGGGCUAUGGUUUAUCUGCUGCUACUGUUCUUACUAUUUUCCUUUUCAUGGUUGGUGAAUUAACGGCUAUCAACGGCGCAAUUGAAACAAUGACGGGUAUCUCUGCUAUUCCAUGUGUUGUUGUUGAAUGUGUUGUGACUACAAUUUAUACUUCAAUGGGUGGAUUUGCAGUUUCUUUUACCACCGAUACGUUACAAGCUUGUUUUGUUUUGCUUGUCUUGAUUAUAAGUUGUAUUGGUUAUGGUACACAAGUUCAUAUUGAUCCUGCUCUUAAACACGAAACAUAUCAUCAGCUGAUGGGUUCUACUCGGAUUGGCUGGAUGAACUUUUACAUCUUAAACGUUGCUAUUCUCACUAACGAUGCUCUUAUGUCAGGUUUCUGGUUACGUACUUUUGCUGCAAGAACCAGUAAAGACCUUUAUAUUGCUACUGGUAUUGCGUCUGUCGUUACUACUAUUAUUUGUUGCUUAGUUGGUAUUCCGGGAAUUCUUACUGUUUGGACCGGUGAUUGCACAAUCGGUGACCCAAAUGGUGCCUAUUCCUUUUACAUUCUUAUUGCAAAAAUGGACAAAUGGAUUAUCGGUAUUGUGUUGAUUUUCUGUGUUGUGAUUUCGACAUGUACUUUUGACUCACUACAAUCUGCCGUAACUUCAACUAUUUCUAAUGAUGUUUUCAGAAACAAAUUUCCUAUCAUUUAUUCUAGGGCCCUUGUCAUUGUGUUGAUGAUUCCAGCUUUAAUGGUUGCCAUCUUUUGCUCAGCGAACGUGUUGCAGAUUUACUAUAUUGCAGAUUUAUUAUCAUGUUCUAUCAUUCCAAUCAUGUUUUUGGGCCUGUCUAAGCAUUUCUAUUUUCUGCGUGGAUUAGAUGUCAUUGUUGGGUGUUUAGGUUCUUUAUUGGCUGUUUUCAUAUUUGGUACCAUCUACUAUGGCAGUGCAAAGCAGGGUGGUUUGUUAUUAUUGAUUUGGAAUGGUACAUAUGAUCCAAAUGACUGGGGUGCUUUUGGUGCGUUUGUCAUAACUACCUUUGGCUGCGUUGUAUUUGGCCAUUUAUGUGCAGCUGUGCGUAUUGGUAUUACUUACCUUUACUGCAAAUACACAGGUAGCGAGUUCCGUGCUUUAGACAAGCCCAAUAAUAUUGCAUUCGGUAUCGGUUUGGAUAAUAAGGACGAUACUGUUGUCACUGAAUUCCAUGAAGUUCCAGAAACAGAGUCAGAUGAGGUAUCCUCUAUUCAUAAAUCGGUUGAUGUUGAAACAACAUAUGAUGUUCAUCACCUCAUUUCUAGUCCAAGGGCAGCAACAAGAGCCCAUAUUCAAUUAGUCCAUGAUGUCAUUAGUGAAAUUGAAUGGAAAGAAUUAUUACACUUACUUGUUUAG
Pichia kudriavzevii is the source of this 1746-nucleotide messenger RNA. RefSeq lists its product as uncharacterized. Lineage: Eukaryota; Fungi; Ascomycota; Pichiomycetes; Pichiales; Pichiaceae. The record is from RefSeq and is a predicted model, not a curated record. Gene Ontology annotation, molecular function: transmembrane transporter activity. Gene Ontology annotation, cellular component: membrane. Bases 1 to 1746 code for a protein of 581 amino acids. The transcript has 2 exons. Gene Ontology annotation, biological process: transmembrane transport.